Symbiodinium necroappetens is the source of this 510-nucleotide messenger RNA. The record is from the annotation of a GenBank genome assembly. Lineage: Eukaryota; Dinophyceae; Suessiales; Symbiodiniaceae.
AUGCCGGCUGCCUGCUGGUGGCGGGCCAGUCUGGCUCGAGGUGGGGCUAUGCCCUUUUGCCGCUGCAGGCGAUUUUGGCAAGGGCUUCUUUGCAGAGCUUUGGGCUUUUGGGGUUUAACCCUUCCGAUUAAAACCCCAGACUCUCGACUCCAAAACCUUCCACAAACCCCAAACCCUGCGCAUUCACGCGCUUGCACCUGGACAUCAGCCAUGAGCGGCACUUGGGGAUCCAGUUUGUCUAACAAGGGUAUUUGCGCACUCAUUAUUCUGGCCGCUAUACUAGAGUAUGCUGUAGUAGCGUUGAGAGGCUUGAUCCCGAUCCCCUGCCUGAAGGGCUGUCAGAAGUGGGCUCGAGUCGAAGGUCUUGAUCGAUUGCUCUGGGGCUCGAGCACGAACCCUGAGCGAAAAGACACUCAAUCAACGAUUCCCGCCCCCCAACUGGGAACCCCUUUUUGUCUGGGACAAAGGACGUCCUGUCUGUCACAAAGCGCCUAUAAGAAUUCCACUUAG